ACGCGCUUAAAAAGGGAGGGGGAAAGUAGAAAAUCCAGAAAUAAAAUGGCCGAGAAUCUACUGGAUGGACCGCCGUCUGCCAAGCGGCCCAAACUCAACUCGCCGGCGCGUUCCGCCAGUGACAGCACAGAUUUUGGAUUGUCGUUUGAUUUAGAAAAUGACUUACCUGAUGAAUUGAUCAGAUCAUCCGAUUCUUUAGGACUGCCCAAUGGUGGUGAACUGGGCCAGCUGAGCAGUGUCAUUGGUCAGGACGCUGCUUCUAAACACAAGCAGCUCUCGGAACUUCUGCGGGCUGGCAGUGGCUCCAGUCUCACUGGAGGACUGGGCAAUGUGAACUCCAACAACAAUCCUGGUAGAUCAAUGGACAAUCCUGGCCAGAGCCAGCAAAAUAGCUCCAACGUAAGCAACAUGGGUAAAAGCCCUCACAAUCAGGGGCUGACUUCACCUUCCAAUUUGGGGAUGGCAGCCAGUGGUUCAACUUCUUCAACACCUGGCUCUCAAGCACUGAACACACAAGCACAAAAACAUGGAGAGCCGAAACUUCACAAUGCUGCAGCGUCGGGUUUGGUGUCUGCCAGUAGCAACCCAGCUGCUCAGGCUGGGCCAGGAGGAAUGGGCAUCAACACCAAUCUCAGUCACACACAUCAGGCUCUACUGAGCAGCAACAACAGCCAAGGUCUGAUGCAGCAAUCACAGCAAGGCCAGGGACAGGUGCUGAAUGGAUCCUUGGGUGCUGCUGGCAGAGGCCGUGGGGGAAUGCAGUAUUCAAACUCUGGCCUGAGCAAUUCUGGCAGUGUGUUAGCAGAGACUCUAGCCCAAGGAUCGGCACAGAUGGGUGCACAUGCGGGUCUAAAUGCACAGCAAGCUGGGGCUAUGGCAAAAAUGGGGAUUUCAGGUAAUGCAAGCCUAUUUGGACAAGGCUAUGGUCAAGCUGGUGGUCAGCAGUUAGGCACUACAGGGGUUGGACCUCAAUUGCAAAACAAAAGUAGUCUUUCCAAUAGCCUGCCUCCAUUUCCAUCUGAUUUAAAGGGUACUCAAGUUACAAAUGUGCCGAAUAUGUCACAGCAGCAGUCCCAGGUUCAGCAAGUAGGCAUGGUACAAGUACCAUCCCAGGUGCCAACACAAGGAAUGGGAUCUGCACCGACUGCAGAUCCGGAGAAACGCAAACUGAUACAGCAGCAGCUGGUCCUACUGCUUCACGCCCACAAAUGUCAGCGGAGAGAACAGGCAAACGGUGAGGUGCGACCCUGUGCUCUACCACACUGUCGAACCAUGAAAAACGUCCUGAAUCACAUGACUCACUGUCAGGCAGGCAAGUCCUGCCAGGUUGCUCAUUGUGCAUCAUCAAGACAGAUCAUUUCUCACUGGAAAAACUGCACUAGACAUGACUGUCCUGUAUGUCUACCCCUGAAAAAUGCCAGUGACAAGAGGAAUCAGCAGACCCUAUUAGGCUCUCUGCCAAGUGGGUUACCGAACACAGUGGGUGCAGUUGGAAGUGGUCCACAGGGCACAUCCAGCAAUUCAAAUCCUAUCGACCCCAGUUCAAUGCAGAGAGCAUACGCCGCACUUGGACUGCCCUAUGGUAACCAACCACAAGCGCAGCCGCAGCCUCAGGUACAAGGCCAGCAGACAGCACAGCCUCAAGUCCACCAGUCAAUGAGGCCAAACCCUUUGGGUACGAACCAGAUGAAUGUGGUUGGUGGGAUGGGUGUCCCACCCCCUGAUCAGUCAAAUUUGAUGUCCGACUCUGCUCUUCCACCUUCUCUUGGUACACCAAACCAAAUGAUGAAUGACGGCACAAAUGUUGGUAACGUUAGCACGUUGCCAACAGCAGCACCUUCCACGAGUGGCGUCCGAAAACCGUGGCAUGAACACGUGACUCAAGAUCUGCGCAAUCACCUAGUUCAUAAACUAGUGCAAGCCAUAUUUCCAACCCCUGACCCAGCAGCACUGAAGGAUCGUCGCAUGGAAAACCUUGUGGCGUAUGCUCGGAAAGUGGAAGGAGAUAUGUAUGAAUCUGCGAACAGUCGGGAUGAAUACUAUCACUUACUAGCAGAGAAGAUUUACAAGAUUCAGAAAGAGCUAGAGGAAAAAAGACGGUCUCGACUUCAAAAACAGCAGCAGGGAAUACUGCCAAACCAGGGUGCCUUGACAGGACCGGGUGGUCAACCGCCCGGCAUGUCACAGACACCAGGUAUGGCUCAGGUCCAGCCUGUCCGACCACCCAAUGGACCCUUGUCUAUGCCAAAUGUGCCAAAUCAGAUAAUAAAUCGCAUGCCGGGGUCUCAAGGUAUGAACCAGUUUGGUCCCAUGUCUUUGGGGAAUGUUCAAAUGCCACAGGGACCUAUGGGACCACGUGCAACUCCUCCCAUGAACCACAAUGUACAGAUGAGCAACAUGGGAUCUAUUCCAACGAUGGGAAUGUCACCUUCUCGACUAUCAAAUCCUCAAGGUCUACUGGGAGUGCAUGCCAACAACAUUGGUCAGCCUUCCCCCCAGAAUCAGUUUCUGAAUCAGAACCAGUUUCCUCCAGCCUCUGGUGGAAUGAAUGUGAAUAAUGUAGGCAUAUCACAACCUGCAAACCAACCUGGAAUGAAUCAGACACAGGCACCUGGAACUACCCUGCCUUUGAACAAUACUGUAAACAUGAUUGGAUUAUCUGGCGCUCAGAUGCAUUGUCCACCUGUCUCUCAGCCAACUCUCCGCCAAACUCCUUCACCUGCCUCCAUCUCUGCCUCUGUCGUCGCUACUGCUGCUGGAAGUAUGCCUUCCAUCCAGCAUUCAGCCCCAUCUGGCAUGACUUCUCCUCAACCAGCAACUUCCCAAUCUCAGGCCUCCACUCCAGCUUCCUCUUCAGGUCAGACCUCAACACCAACAGCAACACCAGCACGGAGUACGACCCCGAAUCAAACGCCACCUCGGACCCAAACUCCGACACAGCCUCCAACUCCAGUACAAUCACAACAGUCGGUAACAACGCCACAACCAAUGCAGCAGUCAGCUGGACCACCUCAGCCUGCCACUCCUCUCUCACAAUCUGCAGCAAGCACAGAUGGUAGAGUUGCUACCCCAGCUUCUGUGGCUAGUACAGACACAAACUCACAGCAGCUUGUAACAGAAGCACCACUGUCUGAGACCAAACCAGAGGUCAAAAUGGAAGAAAUGGAAUCAGAGCCACCAGAAGCCCAGGCAGAAGUCAAAACAGAGAGUGACGAGGUGUCUUCAUGUCCACAGUUGAAGGAAGAGAGUAAUGAGAGUGUUGAGAACAAGCAGGAACCCAUGGAGGAGGAGGACGAGGAAGAGAAACCAGAGAUUAAAACUGAUUCCAAAGAGGAGGAGGAGGCUGGUGCCAAUGCAUCUUCUCAGUCAUCAGCAUCACCACCACAGUCACGUCGAAAGUUUUUCAAACCAGAGGAACUACGGCAAGCACUUAUGCCCACACUUGAAGCAUUGUACCGUCAGGACCCAGAGUCAUUACCAUUCAGGCAACCUGUAGAUCCCUCGCUGUUGGGGAUUCCUGAUUAUUUUGAUAUAGUGAAGAAUCCUAUGGAUCUGUCGACAAUAAAACGGAAGCUGGAUACUGGGCAGUACCAGGAGCCAUGGCAGUAUGUAGAAGAUGUAUGGUUGAUGUUCAACAAUGCAUGGUUGUACAAUCGCAAGACUUCACGUGUAUAUAAAUACUGUACAAAAUUAGCCGAGGUCUUUGAGCUUGAGAUUGAUCCAGUCAUGCAAUCUCUUGGCUACUGCUGUGGACGAAAGUACGAGUUCUCCCCUCAGACGUUGUGCUGCUAUGGAAAACAGUUGUGUACAAUCCCUCGCGACGCCACGUAUUUCAGCUAUCAGAACAGGUAUCACUUCUGUGAGAAGUGCUUCAAUGAGAUCCAAGGCGACAGUGUCACUCUGGGUGACGAUCCUGCCCAGCCGCAAACAACCAUUUCAAAGGAUCAGUUUGAAAAGAAGAAAAAUGACACAUUGGAUCCUGAGCCAUUUGUUGAAUGUAAGGAAUGUGGGCGCAAAAUGCAUCAGAUCUGUGUACUCCAUAACGAAACUAUCUGGCCUUCAGGCUUUGUUUGUGACAAUUGCCUGAAGAAAGCGGGUAAAACAAGAAAAGAAAAUAAAUUCAGCUCCAAAAGGUUACAAACAACCAGGUUAGGAAAUCAUUUAGAAGACAGAGUGAACAAAUUUCUACGACGUCAGAACCAUCCUGAAGCUGGGGAAGUUUUUGUCCGUGUCGUAUCCAGCUCAGAUAAAACAGUGGAAGUCAAACCAGGGAUGAAAAGCAGGUUUGUGGAUACGGGUGAAAUGUCGGAAACUUUUCCUUACAGAACAAAAGCACUUUUUGCUUUUGAAGAGAUCGAUGGUGUAGAUGUCUGUUUCUUUGGAAUGCACGUCCAGGAAUAUGGCUCCGACUGUCCAACUCCUAAUACGAGGCGUGUGUACAUAUCAUACCUUGACAGUAUUCACUUCUUCCGCCCAAGAUGCCUCCGAACUGCAGUCUAUCACGAAAUCUUAAUUGGUUACCUGGAGUAUGUGAAAAAACUUGGGUUUACACAGGGCCAUAUAUGGGCAUGUCCUCCCAGUGAAGGUGAUGAUUACAUCUUCCACUGCCACCCAGCUGAUCAGAAGAUCCCCAAACCUAAACGGUUGCAGGAAUGGUAUAAGAAAAUGCUGGACAAAGCUUUUGCUGAGCGAAUCAUACAUGAUUACAAGGAUAUCUUCAAACAAGCAACAGAGGACCGGUUGACCAGUGCAAAUGAGUUGCCUUAUUUUGAGGGCGAUUUUUGGCCCAAUGUACUUGAAGAAAGCAUAAAAGAGUUGGAACAGGAAGAAGAGGAACGGAAAAGAGAGGAGAACAGCAUUCCCAGUGAAACCCCAGAUGGGAAGAAAGGAGACAGCAAAAAUGCAAAGAAAAAGAACAAUAAGAAAACUAAUAAGAAUAAGAGCAGCAUUAGUCGAGCUAACAAGAAAAAACCUGGAAUGCCAAAUGUGGCGAAUGACUUGUCGCAGAAGCUGUAUGCCACAAUGGAAAAGCAUAAAGAGUGCCAGACCUCACAGUCUUGGUUCAAGCAGGAGGCAGGAGAACCUGAAGCAAAGAAACUUCAGCUGCUGAAGAGCAGCUCACUCCACCAGCUCAGGGACAGUUAA
This is a messenger RNA of Pristis pectinata (smalltooth sawfish), 5145 nucleotides long. Its product is annotated as CREB-binding protein-like. Lineage: Eukaryota; Metazoa; Chordata; Chondrichthyes; Rhinopristiformes; Pristidae. Gene Ontology annotation, molecular function: transcription coactivator activity; histone acetyltransferase activity; protein binding. The record is from RefSeq and is a predicted model, not a curated record. Bases 46 to 5145 code for a protein of 1699 amino acids. The transcript is spliced from 30 exons. Gene Ontology annotation, biological process: positive regulation of transcription by RNA polymerase II. Gene Ontology annotation, cellular component: transcription regulator complex; histone acetyltransferase complex.